AUGGAUUUUGACGCGCGCGCUCGAGCGCGAUCGUUCUCAUCUGCGACUGCAGCCAACCGCACUGCCUCGCCGUUAUCAUCAUCAUCUUCAUCAUCAUCAGCAGCAGCAGCAGCUGUUGUAGCAUCGGCUGGUAGCAGCACAAGGACUGACACUCCCGCCGUGCUGAUCACUGGCGCUACAGGCACGGUCGGCACUGCGCUGCUCGCCCAGCUGCUCCUCGACCACUGCUGCGCCGGCGGCACUGCGUUGAAGAGCGAUGCGUGUCCACGCGGCAUCCUCAGUGCGACGCGUGCCCCUCCUGCUGCUGCCGCGGGUGCCGAUCCGACUCACCAGCACGAGAUCCUUGUUUACCUGGCAUUGCGACCAGCAACAACACUGCUUCCUGCAUCCGGAAUGGCUAACAACUCGGCGAGCAGCAGCAGCGAAUUGAACGAGCAGAUCGUUCAACAGCGUGUCCGUGAACGAGUGGCUGGCUUGGUAAAAUCUGUCACUGCCGCACUCGCUCUUCGGGCUCCAGAGCUGCACUGGGAGGUGCAACCGGACGGCUCCAUCCUGGUCUACUCACUGCUGACGCGCGCUGCCACGGCCGUCCGUCUGGUCGGCGUGCCCAUUGACCUCUCCUCCACCACCGAAACGCUCGCCAUUCCGCGGCAAAGUCUGCAAACACUGGUCGCGCAUGUUGGCACAGUUUACCACUGCGCUGGAGUGUCGAUUGCGUCUGAUCUUGCCGCUACUCUGGCGUCCGACAAUAGCCGCGCGCAUCGCAGUGCUGCAUUGCUCGAUGCCGUGACCGUCAAUGUUGGCGGUACUGCGCGCUUGAUGCGGCUGCUGCAGACCAGAUUUCAUCGCCACAUUCGUGUGGUGGUGCUUUCUUCGGCGUUUGUAUCUGCUCCCUUGCUCGCCCAAGGCCGUCAAACUACACUGCGAGAAACGCUCCCGCCUCUCCCUGCUGCCAUUGCACGUGCUUGCGUUGGGCCCAAUGGCUUGGUUGAUGUCGAUGCUAUUGAUCGAGUUCUUUCACUUUCUGCACAUGAUCGUGAUUUGUUGGUCAGAACCGCUCUCGAGCUCUAUCCGGACCUGUACACUUUCUCGAGAGCCCUCGCUGAGCACGUUUUGGCGCAGUACGCUAACUGCAUGUCAAUCGCCUGCGUGCGCACCACAUUGAUCGGUCCUGCUUUGUCCGUCCCGUGCGCCGGAUGGAUUGACCGGCCAACUUUGAUCGCGAGUGCUCUGCUUGCCAGCGGCGAUCAACUUGUGAGCUCACUGCCAGCGUCCGCUCAGGCUCGCGCCGACAUUGUGCCUGUCGAUGUUGCGGCAACGGCCUUGCUCAAGGCAGGAGGUCACGCUGUGGCCAGUCAACCCGUCGCGCCCUUCAACGGUCUGCUCGGCCGCAGCAGCGUCCACUCGCAACUCGAGUUCUUCCACGUUGCCUGCGAUCCGUCUCGCUUGGUUGCUUGGGAAGUGCUGCGGGCUGCCGCACAAGCGUUCACCGUUCGCCAACGCAAGGCCUUCAGUGCUGUGCAGCCGCCAGUUCGUGCCCCGGCGGCCUUCGCCGAGACUGUUGUUUACGCCCUACGCUGGUAUUUGACUGCCGGUUGGUCGUUUGAACGCGCUCGUGGCAUGUUGCUCGCCGAUGAUUGGGAAGAAGAAGCUGUCGACUUGGUGCAAGCCUUCCACCCGGCCCAGCAUGCGAGUGCCGUGGUUGCUGCGCUGCAUGUUUCCAACGUGGACCUCCAUCGCACGUUCAUUGCCAGACAGUCUCCGGCAUGGCAGUUGGAGCAAUUUUGGCGCAACUACCUUCUGACGAGCACUUUUGGCGUCUACCGGCAUCUCCGCGGCGUCACCCGCAUUCGCCAAAUAUCGUACACGCAUGCCAUGGACUGCUUCCUGAUGCCUGUGCAGCCUGGCUCGUCUGGCGCGCUCUCUGCCUCUCCGCGCAUGCAUGUCCUUCGGUUUGGUCUGCGCUCGCGCGGCACGCCGCCAAUGUACCGAAACGUAGAGCAGCGUGCGCCGUGGCAGAUCCGACAGGUUGCGUUUGACAGCUCGUUGGUUCAACGAACGCUCACCGACGAGUCCAUUCGGCGAGGCGUCCCGCGCGAUGUCGUUGCUGCUGAGGCUCGCUCCAUUCUUGACACCAUGAGCCACAAUCUGCGGGUCACAGCUCUGCGCGCCAUGGCCAUGACCCUUCGAGGUGCGCUCGAGCAGCUCUAUCGCAACAUUACCUGCGAUCUGGCCGAACUCGACCGUCUGCGCGAGGCCGUUACUCACGCCCCAGUCAUGCUGCUGCCAUCGCACCGGAGCUACUUGGACUUUUUAAUCGUGUCCUAUGUCAUGUGGGCACACGAUCUUCCUCUUCCGGCGGUUGCUGCUGGGCAGGACUUUAUGGCAAUGGCAGGCGUCAGCUGGUUUUUGCGCAACUCGGGCGCCUUCUUCAUGAGACGCUCGUUCGGUUCGGACAAGCUGUACUGGGCCGUCUUCUCGUCGUAUGUUCAGACCAUUGUCAUUAAUGGCGACUCUCCGAUCGAGUUCUUCCUCGAAGGUACGCGAAGCCGCACAGGCAAGUCGCUUCCGCCCAAGACUGGCUUGCUGUCAAUGGUGCUCGACCCGUUCUUUGACUGCCGAGUGAGCGAUGUUCAGAUGGUCCCAGUUGGUCUCAGCUACGAGCGCCUCUUUGAGCGCGACUUGUACGUUCGCGAGCUGCUUGGCUUGCCCAAACCGAAGGAAUCCACAUCGGGCCUGUUGAAAGUCAGCUCGGCUCUCGGCACUGAUCUCGGUCGCAUCCAUGUGCGCUUUGGGCGACCGGUUUCAACGCAGGAAUAUAACGCCGCCCUUGAGCCUGCGCAACGGAUUGAUCGUCGCUUGGUCGCGAUGGCCCCAGCCGGUGCCUCCCGCACUCUCCAGGCUGGUGUGAAACAGCAGUUUGCCUACACGCUCGGGUUGGAGAUUCUGCGGCGUCAGCAGCUUUUGCAUGUGUUCCAGCCCGCGCAGCUCCUGGGUGCCUUGAUGUUGCUUCACCACCACAAUGUUGUGUUCAACGCUGCGCUUCCCAUUUCCACAACGAACGUCAAACGUGCCGUUGGUGAUGUUUUGGUACGCGUCUCUGCAUCUCGCCCAAGUGUGUCGCUUCCUACCGAACGCUUGGCACGCGAGUUGACCGCUUUGGCUGCAGAGCUAACUUCUCGUGGCUGCACGCUGGACUGGAUGGCCGGUGAAGACGCCCCGGCAUUGCUCGUUGCUUCACUGGGUAUUUUCCCAGGCAUUGUUUCUGCCAACCUGGAUCGCGUCGAGAGCUCGGUGCCAGACUCCUUGUCGCUGCAUCUCAGCUCUCCUGAGGAGGUUGUGAACGAGAUUGCAUUGGCCAACUACCGCAAUCAGAUCAUGCACGUAUUUAUUGAAGAUUGCUUGGUCGCCUUGCCAUUGUUCGCGUUGGGAUCAUCUCGAGUCUCUGUUGAGGGAGCCAGUCAACUGAGUGGCUUCCUGCGAACUCUUCUCUCGCGGGAGUUUUUGAUUGAUUGCCCAGAUCCAGCUGUUCAAUUCCAACAGACUCUGCAGUCAUUGAUCGCUCGGUCCUUGGUCACGCUUGAUUCCAGCAAGUCCUAUGUGUCUAUUUCUACGAGUGGACAAGCGCCCUGCGAGUUCUUAUGCGCGCUUCUCUGGCCGUUCAUCGACAGUUACUGGAUUGCAAGUCUUGCGCUACUGGCAAUGCAGCGUGCUGGUGCGAGCACGAUUGCUAUUCCAACAGCAGACCUUGUCUUGCAGAUUCAGCUCCUUGGCUGUGAGUUGUUUGAUGCGAACGUGCUGCCGGCCUUUGAAGGCAUCUCUGCGGAACCAGUUCGCCAUGCCCUAUCGUCCUUCCACCGCCACCAGGUGAUUGAACAUGUGCGCUUGGCUCCUGCAACGACGGCCUCUCUUGCAUCUGCCGCAGCCAGCAGCAAAGCAGCUGAUGCUGCCGCUGCCAAAGUUCCGAAUGCCGCCCUGCUGUCCAGUCGUGCUCGACUCCUUCCCGCCUUCCAACGAGGAGUUGCACUUGAGCAGUUUGUCGAGCGUAUUGCCAGCAUGCGCCGCCUCCCUACUUCUUGGCAAAACAACCCUACCGCAACCCGACAGAGUGCCGCUGCGGUUGCUGCCUCUUUGGACUCGCUUGCUCACCGGCUUCGCGCGGACUUUUCCGUGCAGCCCGCGGCCAAGCUUUGAGCUGGUUGUGAGUCGUUUGUGUUUGCGUUUGGGUUUUUUUCCAUGUCCUGUUUUUGUGGUGGCAAAGAAUACCAAGGUUGUUUCAAAUUUAG
This is a messenger RNA of Capsaspora owczarzaki ATCC 30864, 4286 nucleotides long. RefSeq names its product peroxisomal acyl-CoA:dihydroxyacetonephosphate acyltransferase. Gene Ontology annotation, cellular component: mitochondrial membrane; peroxisomal membrane. NCBI's taxonomy places the organism in Eukaryota, Filasterea, Ministeriida, Capsasporidae. Gene Ontology annotation, biological process: ether lipid biosynthetic process. Gene Ontology annotation, molecular function: glycerone-phosphate O-acyltransferase activity. The transcript has 6 exons. The coding region runs from base 1 to 4194 and encodes 1397 amino acids. The record is from RefSeq and is a predicted model, not a curated record.